AUGAGUAAAAUAUUAGCUGUGAUGAGAUUUGAAUUAAUACCAAAUGAGAUUUUAAUGGACUGCUUUGCAUAUCUUAGUGCAUCUGAAAUUUUUCAUGCAUUUGAUCGAUUGAAUUAUCGUUUUUAUAAACUUAUUCGAAAUAUUAAAUUACACCUCAAUUUUCAUCAUAUUCAAAAGUCAAUAUUUGAUCGAUUUUGUAAAAAAAUGUUAUUAGAACCACACAUUAAAAGCCAAAUUUAUUCCAUGCAUUUAUCGAAUAAAGGUUCACAUGGCCAAAUCGACGCAUUUCUACCAUUAUUUUCAAUCGAUGAAUUUCCUAAUCUUCGAUCAUUAACACCGACUCAAGUUGCAUACGAAAAUAUAGGACAAUUGAAAUCAAUGAUAUCAUCUAUACCAGAAUUAUAUUCUCUUCAUUUGUUCGAUUCUGAAAAUAUAGAGGCUGAUGCAUUAGUUCCUCUAACAACGUCUAAAGUAAGAACAUUAUCUGCAGACACAUUAGUAGUUUUACCAACAUGGGUCGAGAUAUUCUUAUCAAUUACAAGUUUCACAUUAUUAUCUAGUGAAGUUUUUGAUUUGUGUGCAUUGAUGGAAUAUAUGCCAAUGUUAAAAUAUUUACAUGUUCAACAUUGUCUUUAUAUGUUUAAAUCAUAUCAGAAGAAAGCACGUUAUAAAAAGACGUGUGGUGUUCAUUUAAAACAGUUGAUUGUUGAUGACUUACAGAUUCCAUUUGUGACAUUUCAAAAGCUUUUAGAAGCAACACCCAAUCUAAAAAGUUUAACACUAUCUGCAAAAAUAUGCCGCAUAUGUUUGAUGCGUGUCAAUGAGAACAUUUGGUUUUAUCUUCAUUACCUUACUUAA
This is a messenger RNA of Rotaria sordida, 858 nucleotides long. The record is from the annotation of a GenBank genome assembly. Lineage: Eukaryota; Metazoa; Rotifera; Eurotatoria; Philodinida; Philodinidae.